AGUAAACAAAUGUAUUGAUUCACCAACAAAAUAUUAAAAUCCUCUGUAUGGAACUAAUAGAUGCAAUUAUCAUAUUAUCACAUGAUGAUAUAAUACAAAGCAUUUAUUGCAUUCUGUAAAACAUUAUCAUUCUAUAUAAGAAAAGCUAAAUGUAUCAUUUUUUGUUCAAGAGAUGACCUUAGAUCAUGGCUGCAAUCCUGUCGAAAAAGCAGAGACUGAACUUUAAACAGGCAUAAAACUUGGGGACACUGAUGAGACAACGGAAGAAUCAUAUAAACCACAAGAUAGAGACAAUAAAGAGACCGGUUGUUCCAAAGAAAGCGCAUCUGUCAGUUUGUCAGUUUGUCAGCUUUUCAACAACAGAAAAUAGAUAUGGAUACAGACAUCCGCCAUGAAAAUGUGGACGGAAAGUCUUCGUGCUUUAAAGAGCCGUUCUUGUGCUCAAGCCGUUUUGUACUUAUCGUUAUCGGCUUCUUUGGAUUGAUGAGUCUUUACGCCUUGCGGGUAACCAUGAGCGUUGCAAUUGUAUGUAUGACAGGACCUGAGAAUAACACAAGCAAUACCUGCAGUUUUGCCGAUGGGAAUGCUUCUGAAAGUGAUAUGCCAGAGGUACAGGUAUCAGACCCAGAUGACAGGUUUGACUGGAACAAAGGAACUCAAGGACUUAUUCUUGGUUCAUUUUUUCUUGGAUAUGCACUAACACUAUUACCAUGCGGUUGGCUUGCGGGAAGAUAUGGAGGGAAACAAUUGUACGGCUGGAGCAUGUUUGUGUGUGCUGUUGCAACAUUAUUCACACCAUUAGCUGCGAGGACAAGUGUGGUUCUGCUUAUAGUUAUACGUGUUUUGAUUGGACUAUGUCAGGUAAAAUCUAGUAGGAAAAUCUGCGUUCAAAAAACGCAACCUACUUAAAACGAUACCGUUUAGCUGUGUUCGUAUAAAUAUGUAUAUACUAGAUAUUUAUAUAUUCAUAAAUGACAUAAAACAUAUAAGGAUCUGAAACUGAAACUGAAACUGUUUCAUUUGAUUUAACGUCUAUUUUUACGCAAAACAUAUUCAAUGGCGUUUUACAAAUACAUAAAAAUACGACAAAAAUUAAGAUAUUUAAUGACAUAUAACAUAAAUUAGCAUAAAUACCAUUGAGAAUAAUCUAUUUAGUAAGCAUUAAAAAAAGAUCAGACAUCAGAUAAGAUUAAUAAAAUAUUAGAAUAUUAAGAUACAGUAAGACAGCUGUUUGUUAUUAAGUAAGAAUAAGUGGGUUAUUGCGACAUGUCCAGAAGUUAUUACAAACAACUGUUUUUUGUAUUUGUUAUAAUAUGGUUCAUAUUCGAAUGUAUUUACACAAUAAAAUCAUCCAGUUCACGUUA
This is a messenger RNA of Mercenaria mercenaria, 1364 nucleotides long. Its product is annotated as sialin-like. The record is from RefSeq and is a predicted model, not a curated record. Lineage: Eukaryota; Metazoa; Mollusca; Bivalvia; Venerida; Veneridae. The transcript is spliced from 3 exons. Gene Ontology annotation, biological process: transmembrane transport; monoatomic anion transport. Gene Ontology annotation, molecular function: transmembrane transporter activity. Bases 373 to 909 code for a protein of 178 amino acids.